AGACGCUGGGCCGGGAUCAUGGUCCGGCGUGGCCGGUCAGAGGAGCGACGGGGAGGAGCGGAAGUCCGCUGUCAGCACGCACUGCUGGACCGCCGUGCAACAUUCGACUCGACAGGGUGACUGUUACUGAACAGUGAAAAGCGCCUAUCGCUCCUGUAGUGAUGGCCGGUUGGGUCACCGGUACUGUCAGCUGCACUCUGCCGACUGCCGACUGCCGACAGUAGCAGCUGCUCGCUGACACUGCUGGGCCAGUGGUGUUUGUCAGCAGCUGCUGGUCUGGUUCGGUCCACCCGUGCACUGGGCGCUGAACCCCCCCCCCCCCGCGCAGAUGUCCGCCCUGUCGAGGCGACUAGCCCCUCAGCUCACGGACAGGUCGGCGCCAGACUAUUUCCCGCGCCCGGGCCACCGCGCGCCAAAGCCCGCUGCGUGGCGCAACGUUCAAAACUUCAAAUUCCUUCCACGCAGGCGGGAGGCGCCGCCGACCGCUCUCCUGAGCAGGCUAAUCAUCGGCUGUCGGCCGGCCGCCGCUCUAAGGAGAGCCAGGAGAGCUCGGCCGGAGAGGGCUGCAUUGCGCCACCCGGGCCAUCUGACAUGCACGCCCCGUAGGGCGCCCCCGGCACCCGCUCACCCGGUGAGAAAGUGUCUCACCGCCAGCUCACCCGGCCGGCGCCCGCCGCGCCGCUCCAGCCGUUGCUGGGCGGUGGCCGGCGUUUGUUACGCGCGCUCUGAUUGGCUCCCGGCGCUGGGCGUCGGCUGGUGCUCCGCUGAGCCGACCCGAGGGCCCCGCGCGCGCGGCGGCCCGCAGUCGCUGACGAGUCGCCGGUACGGUUGUGAGGGUCCCCAGAUCACAGUACAAAAUGCGCGAGAUUGUGCACCUCCAGGCUGGCCAGUGCGGCAACCAGAUCGGAUCAAAGUUCUGGGAGAUCAUUUCCGAUGAGCACGGCAUCGACCCGACCGGCACCUACCAUGGCGACUCGGAACUGCAGCUGGAGCGCAUCAACGUAUACUACAACGAGGCCAGCGGCGGCAAAUAUGUGCCCCGCGCCGUGCUAGUCGACCUGGAGCCGGGCACCAUGGACUCCGUGAGGUCCGGUCCCUUCGGCCAGAUCUUCCGGCCCGACAACUUCGUCUUCGGUCAGUCUGGCGCCGGCAACAACUGGGCCAAGGGUCACUACACAGAGGGCGCCGAGCUGGUGGACAGCGUCCUCGACGUGGUCCGCAAGGAGGCCGAGAGCUGCGACUGCCUGCAGGGCUUCCAGCUGACACACUCGCUUGGAGGCGGCACCGGCUCCGGCAUGGGAACCCUCCUCAUCUCUAAGAUCCGGGAAGAGUACCCCGACAGGAUCAUGAACACAUACUCUGUCGUGCCCUCGCCUAAGGUGUCGGACACCGUCGUCGAGCCGUACAAUGCCACCCUUUCCGUCCACCAACUGGUCGAAAACACAGACGAGACCUACUGCAUAGACAACGAGGCGUUGUAUGAUAUCUGUUUCCGUACCCUCAAGCUUGCCAACCCCACAUACGGUGAUCUCAACCAUCUUGUUUCUCUGUGUAUGUCUGGUGUCACCACCUGCCUCCGGUUCCCUGGUCAGCUGAACGCUGAUCUCAGGAAACUGGCCGUCAACAUGGUGCCCUUCCCGCGUCUUCACUUCUUCAUGCCCGGUUUCGCGCCCCUCACCUCUCGCGGCAGCCAGCAGUACAGGGCGCUGACCGUGCCCGAGCUCACCCAGCAGAUGUUCGACGCCAAGAACAUGAUGGCCGCCUGCGAUCCCCGGCACGGCCGCUACCUGACGGUGGCCGCUGUGUUCCGAGGACGCAUGUCCAUGAAGGAGGUCGACGAGCAGAUGCUCAACAUCCAGAACAAGAACAGCAGCUACUUCGUCGAAUGGAUCCCGAACAACGUCAAGGUUGCCGUGUGCGACAUCCCGCCCCGCGGCCUCAAGAUGUCUGCCACCUUCAUCGGUAACAGCACCGCCAUCCAGGAGCUCUUCAAGCGUAUCUCUGAGCAGUUCACCGCUAUGUUCCGGCGCAAGGCUUUCCUCCACUGGUACACCGGCGAGGGCAUGGACGAGAUGGAGUUCACCGAGGCCGAGAGCAACAUGAACGACCUGGUGUCCGAGUACCAGCAGUACCAGGAGGCCACCGCCGACGACGAGGCAGAGUUCGACGAGGAGGAGGGAGAGGAGCUCGAGGCCUAAACUCACCUGUCCUUCAGUUGCUUUCUGUUUUUGUCUCGCUGAGCCCGGGCCGGCCGUCUCGGCGAGCCGUGUGACGUCACGGUCGGUAGAGGCGGGCGUGCCCUCGCUGCUGUGGUGGUCCCCGGCCCUCCCGAUGGCUGGGCUGGUGACCGCCGGCGGCGGCGGCGGCCAAGUCAUUCAUCCAUGCCCUUCGUGUCUUGCACAUUCCCGGAUGAUUUAACUCGUGCCAGGUACGAGGAGCAUUGAUUAUGUACUGUUCCCGUUUCGUUCUUGCUACGACUACGACGAGAAUAUAAAUUAUUUUAAGAUGUA
This is a messenger RNA of Amphibalanus amphitrite, 2510 nucleotides long. RefSeq names its product tubulin beta-1 chain. The coding region runs from base 858 to 2198 and encodes 446 amino acids. The transcript is spliced from 3 exons. NCBI's taxonomy places the organism in Eukaryota, Metazoa, Arthropoda, Thecostraca, Balanomorpha, Balanidae. The record is from RefSeq and is a predicted model, not a curated record. Gene Ontology annotation, cellular component: microtubule; cytoplasm. Gene Ontology annotation, molecular function: GTP binding; structural constituent of cytoskeleton; GTPase activity. Gene Ontology annotation, biological process: microtubule cytoskeleton organization; mitotic cell cycle.